Molecule: messenger RNA, 3555 nt
Organism: Trichosurus vulpecula (common brushtail)
Lineage: Eukaryota; Metazoa; Chordata; Mammalia; Diprotodontia; Phalangeridae
Gene: PPP2R3B
Product: protein phosphatase 2 regulatory subunit B''beta
Exons: 14
Coding region: 625-2250 (541 amino acids)
Biological process (GO): protein dephosphorylation
Cellular component (GO): protein phosphatase type 2A complex
Molecular function (GO): protein phosphatase regulator activity; calcium ion binding
Source: RefSeq, a predicted model, not a curated record
ACGGACGGCGUGGGCGACGUGCCCACGCCGGCAGCGUGAGGCGGCCUGCGGCGGCGACAUCCUUCUGGAGCGGGGCUGGGGGCGCCUGUUUUGAAGCUGCCCUGGGCAGGCUUCCUGUUCGCUUCCGCUCUCGUUGGAGCCUCCUCCUCCUCCUCCCUCGCCGGGCCCCGGGGGAAGCCGACCAGCCAAUGCGCUCAGCCCCGCGCCCGGCUCCGUUCCCCCGCAUCUGUCCCCGAGGUGGUCGGACGCCGCUGCCUUCUCUGGAGGCCCCGGGGCCGCCUGUGCCCUCGUCCGCUCGGACUGCGGUUCCGCCCCGCCCUCCUCCUUUGGGGCCGCCUCCCGGCCCAGUCGUUUGACCUCGUGUUCCCCUCCCCCUCCAACUCGAAAUCAUCCCCCCCACUCCAAUGCCGGCGUUCUGGCGCCGGUGUCCUUAAGGAGUCGAGCAAGGGGUAGGGGCCGUGGCCUUGAACAGCUAAUUUAAAGGAGUUAGACAGCCCGGCCUCCGUUCUGGGAACCAGAAAAAGUGGGUGCGGGCGGUGGUGGUGCUGGUGAAGGAGGGAGAAGCGGGGGUACGAGGGGAAAGGAAAGAAAACCAACAAUAAGAGCGAGCCAAAGGCAGACAAAAUGCCAAGUGGUAAAGUCCUGCAGCCAGUGCUAAAGAUGAAAGUGGACGAGUUGUUCCUGUGCUGGUUGAGUGAGACCAACACCCAAGUGAUGCUCAAGGACUGCUUGAAAAGAAUCAAGAAUACUGAGAGGAUAGAAAUUGGUAGUGGAAAUGCUGGGGACAGUGAGCCUUUCCUGACCACUAAAAUCGCAAACUCCAAGCAAAACAUAUUAGAUAAUCUGAUGGCUCCCUUGGUGACUCCUUCUAGUCCUUCUUGUGCUUCCACCGCACUGCCCCUGGGGACUUCAACUAGUUCCAGAAGUGGGCCACAUGCUCGGGGGACCCGUAGAUCUGCAGGGACCAGAGUAGUUCAAACAAAGAAGGAGGAACCUCUACCGUCAGCAGUGAGCCAAAGCAUUCCAACAUUUUAUUUUCCUAGAGGAUGUCCAAAAGAAAAAGUGAAUAUUGAUGCUAUAAUUACCAAGAUAGAGAAGACUUUUUCUCAGUUUCCAAAUGAGAGAGCAACUUUAGAAGAUAUGGGUAAAGUUGCAAAGGCCUGUGGAUGUCCACUCUACUGGAAAGGGCCAUUGUUUUAUGGUGCUGGGGGAGAGCGAACUGGAUAUGUAUCUGUUCAUAAAUUUAUUGCAAUGUGGAGAAAAAUCCUUCAGAAUUGCCAUGAUGAUGCUGCAAAGUUCAUUCAUCUUUUAAUGAAUCCUGGAUGCAACUAUUUGGUGCAAGAAGACUUCAUUCCAUUUUUACAAGAUAUAGUGAAUACUCAUCCUGGUUUAUCAUUUUUAAAGGAAGCAUCUGAAUUUCAUUCUCGGUAUAUUACCACAGUUAUACAACGGAUUUUUUAUACAGUAAAUAGGUCCUGGUCUGGGAGAAUCACUUGUACUGAACUGAGAAAAAGCAGUUUUUUGCAGAAUGUUGCACUAUUAGAAGAGGAAGCUGAUAUUAACCAGUUGACAGAGUACUUCUCUUAUGAACAUUUUUAUGUCAUUUAUUGUAAAUUCUGGGAACUAGACACUGACCAUGAUCUCUUUAUUGAUCCAAAGGACUUAGCCCGACAUAAUGACCAUGCCAUAUCCAGUAGGAUGAUUGAGAGAAUAUUCUCAGGAGCUGUGACAAGGGGCAGAAAAGUACAGAAAGAAGGAAAAAUAAGCUAUGCUGAUUUUGUCUGGUUUUUGAUAUCUGAAGAAGACAAAAAAACUCCAACCAGCAUUGAAUAUUGGUUCCGCUGCAUGGAUCUUGAUGGAGAUGGAGCACUAUCAAUGUAUGAGCUGGAGUAUUUCUAUGAGGAACAGUGCCAAAAACUGGAUAACAUGGCUAUUGAGCCUCUACCAUUUGAAGAUUGUCUUUGUCAGAUGUUAGAUCUUGUGAAACCACAAUGUGAAGGAAAGAUUACUCUCCAUGAUUUAAAGAAAUGUAAAUUAGCAAAUGUUUUUUUCGAUACAUUUUUCAACAUUGAGAAAUAUCUUGACCACGAACAGAAAGAUCAGAUUGCUGUAAUUAGGGAUGCUGAAAGUGAAGGCCAAGAGCUCUCUGACUGGGAGAAAUAUGCUGCUGAAGAAUAUGAUAUUCUAGUGGCUGAAGAAGCAGCUGGUGACCAAUGGAACGAUGGGGAUUCUGACUUCUCUGACUACUAGCCUGCACAAAGGUCUAGAGUAAGGAAUUACUCAGUUACGAAGCAGAACUGAGUCCUAUAGAUCAGAAGGCCAAUGCAUUAAAAUUUCAGUUGGAUAAAAGACCGUUCUUUGAAAUGCCUUCACCUCUGGGUGAUGUAGAUUUGGAUGAGUAUGAAGAUGAUGUGGAGACACUAUGAUUAUGACCCAGCAUAGAAAGACUGCAGCAGGUCUGCUACGACAGAAAUGAUCAGUGGCUUUGUUUCCAGACAGUAAUAGUUUUUUUGCGGUACAAAAUAUUUAAAUACUUUUUAAAGAAAAUGAAGUGCAUUUUUAUGGAAUGAUAAUUUUGUAUUUAUCCAGUAUUCAAGCUUGUAAAAUAGGCAUUUAUUUAUAGAUGGUGCAUAUUUCCUUAAUUGGAAUAAUUUUGUGUUCUCGAAAGCCUCUGCUAUCUUACAAGAUGAGUAUGCACCAUUCUUUCCAGUUAGUAUGUAGUAUGCUGACACCUUGGAGCUCUAAAGCUGUGGAAAAACUACCUAUGACCCAGGAGUAAGAGGUUCCUCAUUUAGGAUCUCUAGUGCUUUUGCUCCUAAAAGAGGGAAAAAUAAAUUAACAUCUUAGCAGUAACCUGGCAAAAAGAAAAUGUAUGGUGGUAGUUGUAUUUUUAAAAGCUGUCACUGGUAUAGUUUAACCUGAAAACUAAGCGUCCUGGCGCACACAGGAAAAAUUUAAGUUUUUAAAAACUGGUUUCUCCCUCCUGUUUAUGCAGUUCCAUACAUCAGGUUUACUUUAUUGGUGUAUACCAUAAAAGUACUUUUUAACAUCUGAAGUUGGUUAUAUACUCAAUAUUCUGGCUGGAUAUUUUUACUUUCUAGAGAAGGGAUUUUUUUUUCCUUGGCUUUUUAAAAACAUAUUAAUGUUACUUGAUCCGUGAUGUGCACUAAUAUGUUGUGGGCAUUUAAGGCUUCUAUUUCUUCCUCUUUGAAAGGUUAGUUAUUGACACAUUCCAUAAAUAUACAAACAAAAGUGUCACAGCAGCUUGAAAUUCUGGCACCUCAUCUGCCUAUCUCUAUGGCAAGAGAGUGUGUACUAGAAGGGAGAUUUUUGUUUCAGUUUCAUAAAUCAUAAGGUUGUAGUGCCUUGAAAUGUACAUAACAGUACACAAAGAAUUUGGGUAUAGAACGUCUUCAGCAAGUUUAUUUGAACGUUUUCAUGUAAAAUGUACAAAAAGAUGUAAAGUUAUUUUUGUUUGCUGUGUAGAUCAGUUUAAAAAUGUUUAAAAAUCAUGUUUGUAUUUUCAAAUAAAGCAUUUAAAGAUUUUCAUUCAUG